AAGGAAUAGUGCUUUCCAAUUGGAUAAUGUGUGUUCUUAAUUAAUAAUUCCUCAAUAUGUAAAUUAAUGAAGCUAAUUUAAGCACAUUACAUUUCAAUUUGAAGGUCGUAUAACAACUCUUAAUAGCUUUUCGCUUGUCUUGUCUAAUGGAUCUAUUAUCGUUUCAGCCCAUAGAAUUAAAAAUAAAUAGACACCGACUGUGAAACUUUAACACAAACGCUGUUUAUAAUAAUUUCUUUUAGCUUCUUGAAACGUUGUUGAUAAUUAAUUUAUGUUUUAAUAACUAGUUCUAUGAGAUCAUACUUAUAGUAAAAAUAUACAAAGCAAUAUGUAGAUUAACUUGAAUCUUAAAAAUGUUAUAUACAAUGCAGUACCUAAAUGCUUAAAUUCCAAUCAAGUAGGUCUUAUUAUAAUGACGAUAAUGUCCUUUCUUGACCUUAAACUUUGCUUUGUCAUCAAGAACCCAAUGUAAAUGGUUCUUCAGACGUUGAUGACUCCUUUUGGUUUAAUUUGAAUUCGCGCAAGCUCUCUAAUAAUGUAACAGUUCUAUUUUUAAAAAAAGAAGUCUGGAUUUUUAGACUGCUAUAUGAUGAACAGUUAGUCAUUAGAGUUGCGCUUGACCGAGAAAAUAAUGUCAGUUUGUAAAAUGAAGAUUUUGAUUUUUGGGUUGUUCCUGAUUGGUAGCUGUACAGUUCAAGGGGCUUACCGUGAACGUUACAGAAACUUAGACCAACCAUCAGACAAUCCUCAACCUGACAAAUGCGAAUUGAAAAUAAAUCAACUCAAAGCUCAUUUGGAUGACAAAAUCAAUGCGCUGAAGUUGGACAUACAGAAAAGCAGAAACGUUCUCCAACCAACCGACAAUAAUGCCGAACUGCAUUCCAAUAUUGGAGUAAUUCUACUGUCCCUAAAAUUGCUGGCAGCCGAUUUGGAAAGUUUUGGACGAAAUCUUACCACCAUUGCCAACACAACAAGUGCCCUUCAACAACAACUUCAAAUAACUGACAGCAUCCAAAAUGUCUUUGGAAAACCAUCAAAUACAAUCACGCCUGCAAACUGUCUAGAAGUCAAACAGAAAAAUCCAGAAGCUCCUUCUAGUAUUUACCUCAUUCAACCGACUUUGAGCAAAGAUCAGUUUUGGGUGCAUUGCGACAUGACAGGCAAAAAUGGCGGCUGGGUGACCAUACACCAUCGGUCUUUAGGCGAGGAAGAUUUUUACAGAGAUUGGCACGAUUAUAAAGUGGGUUUUGGCAACGUAGCAGGCGAUUAUUGGUUGGGAUUGGAAUAUAUUCAUCAACUAACUGGUAACCAAAUCAAUGAACUACUUAUUCAGCUAGUAGACGUCGACGGUGUGGAAAAAUACGCUCGGUACUCUCAUUUCAGUAUCGGUUCAGAGGAACAAGGCUACGCCCUCAAGGUUCUCAACGGUUACACUGGUACCGCUGGAGAUUCGUUGAUGUACCACGCUGGCAGUAAAUUCAGUACCAAAGACAAGGACCAGGAUUCGUGGGGUGAAGGCAGUUGCGCACAAUCACACGGUGGAGCAUGGUGGUAUAAGUCUUGCGACAAAAGCAACCUAAAUGGAAGAUAUUUGCCCGGCGAACAUCCGGAUACAUUGAAUUAUCAGUCUAUGUAUUGGGACAGUUUUAGGGGUUCCAAUAUAGGGCUAAAAUCAGCGCGAAUGCUCGUAAGACCCAGACAGGAAGAGUUAAUGGAAGAUGCAUUUGGUGAUACGAGUUUGAGAAUCUAAAACUGCCAUUCAGUAAUCGCAACUGCCAUUUUUUGCUUGUAAUAUUAAGACUCAGAUUUUUGAUUUUGCAUUUUUUUUUAAUAGUUAUACAUAAAUAAAAAAAUUGUUUUCUACCUUA
Ceutorhynchus assimilis (cabbage seed weevil) is the source of this 1868-nucleotide messenger RNA. The record is from the annotation of a GenBank genome assembly. Lineage: Eukaryota; Metazoa; Arthropoda; Insecta; Coleoptera; Curculionidae.